Messenger RNA from Cladophialophora psammophila CBS 110553, 1617 nucleotides. RefSeq lists its product as uncharacterized. Gene Ontology annotation, biological process: transmembrane transport. Lineage: Eukaryota; Fungi; Ascomycota; Eurotiomycetes; Chaetothyriales; Herpotrichiellaceae. Gene Ontology annotation, molecular function: transmembrane transporter activity. The coding region runs from base 1 to 1617 and encodes 538 amino acids. The record is from RefSeq and is a predicted model, not a curated record. The transcript has 2 exons.
AUGUGGUCACUAGUGCAGUACCGACGGAUCGGAAAGCAGGUCGAGCACGAAUGGCAAGAGAAGGCUCAAAAACAAGGUCACAACGAGAAAAAGAGUGCUUUCCGAGAUGCUGAGGCUGGGUCAGAACAGAGGAUACUGAGGGGGUCCAGCGGUCCACUGGAAGAGGAGUCCUCCGAGGAACGGCCAGAAUCGGUGGGCGGCAGCGUCGGUGGGAGUGGGAAGAUCGUCGUCGAUACGACAGGCGACGAUGACCCUAUUGAUCCUCACAACUGGCCGCUACUCGCAAGGUGCAAGAAUAUUGCCAUCCUAUGUCUCCUUAUAUUCUCCCAGGGCUGGGCGAGCGCCGCAGACUCGAUGGCGAACUCGCGAGUCAGUCAAGACUACGGCGUGAGCAGGGUGGCGGCCAAUCUCUCUCAAGCCCUGUAUCUUUUGGGCAUUGGAUCCGGAUGCCUCUUCUGUGGUCCUCUCUCCGAGACUGUCGGAAGGAACCCAACUUACCUUGGAGCGACCGUCUGUUAUCUAUGCUUUGUGCUUGGUACGGCGUUGACUUCGAACUUGGGGGGGCGGAUUGUUUGCCGAUACUUUGUUGGCGUCUUUGCCAGCGCCGUCCUGGGUAUCAAUGGCGCCAGUGUGAGCGAUCAGUUUCGCCCCGUCAAGCGGGCGUUCGCAUUUCCUGUCAUAGCGUGGGCAAACGUUGCUGCUCCCAUGCUCGCACCGGUCGCAGGCGGAUGGUUGGUACAAGAUCGCAGCCUCAGUUGGCAUUGGACUGACUGGGUCACACUUAUCAUUUCCGGCAUCGCCUUCAUCAUCGCCUUCCUCUUUCUCCCCGAGACCUACCUGCCGAUUCUGCUGGACUGGAAAGCCAGACAUCUUCGUCGUGUUUCCGGAUUGUCCGUGUACGUAUCCAACCACGCUGAGAAGGAAUCGCUCCUCAAGCGUCUACGCGAGACCCUCCCUAUGCCGGUCAUCUAUUUCUCAAGCGAACCUGUCGUUGCGGUGCUGGGUGGCUACCUGAUCCUCGUCUACAUCCUCAUGUUCACUUUCUUAUCUGGGUUUGACUACAUUUUCAAAAAGACCUACGGGCUGUCCGACGGGCUGACGGGGUCUUGCUUCGCAUCCAUUGCCGCUGGAUCUACAUUCUUUACCCUGUUUGCGCCAGCUCUUUUCCACUUUUCACGCGUCCACACUCACUACGUGAGGCAAGCCUGGAUCAAGCCCGAAUACAGGCUGUGGCCGGCCAUCGUCACGGCGCCGUUGAUGCCCAUCUCCUUGUUCUGGCUGGGCUGGACCAAUUACCCCAGUAUCUCACUGUGGUCGGGCCUGGCGGCUUGUUUCUGUUUUGGCAUCGUGGCGACGGCCGUGUACGUCAGCAGCUACGAGUACAUUGUCGACAGCUACACGAAACACAGCGCCGUCGCGCUGGCCAGUAUCACGAUGGCGCGAUAUCUCAUUGCGGGGACGAUGGUCAUGGCCGCGAGGCCCAUGUACACGGGGAUAGGGGUACACUGGACCAUGACUCUGCUGGGGUGUAUUGGCUUGCUCCUGGCGCCUGCUCCCUUGUUCUUCAGGCGGUAUGGGAAGAAAUUGAGGGCGAAGAGCGCAUACGCGGCGUCAUGA